Molecule: messenger RNA, 702 nt
Organism: Cladocopium goreaui
Lineage: Eukaryota; Dinophyceae; Suessiales; Symbiodiniaceae
Source: the annotation of a GenBank genome assembly
AUGGUUUCUGUCUCUGGAAUCUUAGUGGCUGCCGUGGACAUCCGUGGACAUCUCGGGACCAGAAAAUUGACCCAGGAGGAGCUGACUCGGGUCGAGGCCGAUGCGCGGGAUGAGGAGAGGCUCAAGGUGGGAAAGGCGGAGGAUGAUGCUCGGCGCAGUCGGUGCGCUGACUGCGCAGUCAGCGCAGUCGAUAUGCUGCCAGCUGCCAGCGUUGUUGCUCAGAUGGGCGGACGAUGGUCCAAGGCGAUGGCCCGCGAGGUGGAGGAGGCGGUGUCCAACGCCCGCGAUCGCUUCGAGCGCGAAAUGGAGCAGAAGCUGAAGGACAUGGAGCGAAGGUUGCAGUCCGAAAUGGAACAGAAGAUAGAAGAUGAAAGACAAACUCAAGAAGAGGCGGCGAAGGUUCGCAAGAUGGAGCUAGAGAGGGAUGCUCGACAGGAGCGCGAACGGCUGAUCGAGGAGGCCGAGAGAGCCUUGCGACAAAGGCGGAAGCAGGUCAUGUUGGCUCAGAAGAAGAUAGACCGUGCCCACCAGAAGGCCAUCGCGAAAGCCAAGCAGAUGGUCUCCAGCUCGGAGGAGCCUCCGAAGGCUAAGAAGGUGAAAGACAGGGAGGUCAAGAAAGAUCGAAGACCUGCUUGCAGUGUAGCCUCGAUUACCGACGGAGCCGGCGGAAGGAGCAAAAGGAGACGAGGACGCAAAAGCUGA